CUUCCGCGCACCGACCCCGGGGGUGGGCGGAGCGGCGGCGGCCUGGGGACCAGGGCGGGCCUGGACGCCUGCCCGGCCAUCCCCGUGUGGCUGGCCGAGGACGACCUGGGCUGCAUCAUCUGUCACGAGCUGCUGGCCCGGCCCGCCACGCUGCCCUGCGGCCACAGCUUCUCCCGCGACUGCCUGAUGGGUCUGUGGGGCGCGGGGCGCCACGGGUCCUGCCGCACCUGCCGCGAGGGCGCCGAGCGGCCGCUGCAGCUGCGGAAGAACACCAUGCCGCAGGACCUGGAGGACAAGUACAGUCGGGAGGCGCGCGAGCUGGAGGGCCCGAGCCCAGCACCCGGGCCCUCGGGCCGCACAGCGCAGCUGCCGGCUUUGUCAGAUGGGGUGGACCUUUCCUUGGCUUCUCCAAAACUAGUGACUUCCAACACACCUGAGGGGAAAAUGAGAGACAUUCUCCAUGACCUAGAAGAGAUCCAGGAAAAAUUACAAGAAAACUUCAUGAGGAAAGAGGCCCUUGAAGAACAAAUGCAGGCAGGCCUGCCCACCAGCCCUGGGGUGUUCCACUGUCCUGAGACUCAGAGAGAGGCUGUGUUGCAAGUUCCUUCUUUGAUAGGUGUGAAAGAUGGAUCCGCUUAAAUCCUGGCAAAGGUACUUUGUUCAGACCCCCAGUGUCCCCUUCACAAUUGAGAAGCCAUGAAGUUUGUCUUGUGAAGGUAGAGCUCCUUCCCAGCAUUCUAGAGGGAAAUUCCAUCAGUGCUUUCUAGAUACUAAUCUGUCCUCUCGGCUUUAUCCAAUGUACUUAAUAUA
Molecule: messenger RNA, 810 nt
Organism: Balaenoptera acutorostrata (minke whale)
Lineage: Eukaryota; Metazoa; Chordata; Mammalia; Artiodactyla; Balaenopteridae
Gene: RNF135
Product: ring finger protein 135
Exons: 3
Biological process (GO): regulation of innate immune response
Cellular component (GO): cytoplasm
Molecular function (GO): ribonucleoprotein complex binding; ubiquitin-protein transferase activity
Source: RefSeq, a predicted model, not a curated record